Messenger RNA from Drosophila obscura, 669 nucleotides. RefSeq lists its product as uncharacterized. Lineage: Eukaryota; Metazoa; Arthropoda; Insecta; Diptera; Drosophilidae. The coding region runs from base 1 to 669 and encodes 222 amino acids. The transcript has 4 exons. The record is from RefSeq and is a predicted model, not a curated record.
AUGUACAAUAUUGGAACCGUUGCAGCAUUCGUGGAGGACUACAGACGUACACGCACACCUGAAAAACUGCUGACGCCGUUGCUGCUGCGCCUCGACUUUGUCUACGCCGAUCUGUUGACGCAGGCGCCAUCCCUGUUGCCGCUGAUUGUCGAAGAGCCCCUGCAGUUUGACCAAGCCGUCAAGUAUUCGGUGUACGGCCUGGUGCGGAACCAACUGAAGGUAGCUGGCCUCAAGCCAAUCGACAUUGGCCAGUUGCACGCCCAGUGGCGCGUGGUGGGGCUGCCCUUCAGUCCCAGCUUGCAGUUUAAUCCGGCCGCGCACUCGCUGCGCCUCGGCCUGUCCCUGGUCCAAGGCAUCCUUUCUGCCUAUACGCCAACUGAGACCAUAGUCCUUCAAUCUACUUGGUACUGCAGCAGCGGGUGCAUGCGCAACGCCUUGCAGACCAGCUCUACAGAUGCGCCAUUGUGCCCCAACUGUUCGCGGCCAAUGUGUGAAUACCAGAAAUUGAGAGUCACAGAGACCUAUCGCCUGCUAGCCAUUCUGCCCAGCUCCACCGUUCAGACGCCGCGCUCCGUUAACCGUCUCCAUCGGCCUACCAUAGUUCGGCUUAGAGGUGAGUUAGCCGAGUGCAUAUCCCAAUCAACUGACACGAUCUUUGCCCUGGUUUAG